This is a messenger RNA of Pongo pygmaeus (Bornean orangutan), 10662 nucleotides long. It is a transcript of the gene CACHD1, whose product is annotated as cache domain containing 1. Gene Ontology annotation, molecular function: voltage-gated calcium channel activity. The record is from RefSeq and is a predicted model, not a curated record. The coding region runs from base 5507 to 9169 and encodes 1220 amino acids. Lineage: Eukaryota; Metazoa; Chordata; Mammalia; Primates; Hominidae. Gene Ontology annotation, cellular component: voltage-gated calcium channel complex. The transcript is spliced from 27 exons.
AUGAAAAAUGCUCUCUGCUUUUAUUUCUGAGGGUUGGGGCUGCUCAUCUCUUUGAACUGUCAUUAGCAAAAGGCUCUAUAACUCCCUCUACCUUGGCACCUUUCAUGCCUGUGUUAUCCGCCCCUUGUAGCAAGUGUGGAGUUUUCAUUUUUUAGAGAUCUCCAGACUUGGUAAUAACAAGUUCACUGGGCCUCAGCUCUGCCCAGGAGGGACUAAUUGCAAAGUAAAUCCCAGGCCAUAAAAAGGAAUUGAUGAAAAAGCACCAUCUUUAAUCCUUUCUUUGGCUUCAGCCACUUGUUAUUAAAAAGGUGUAUUUGAAUCAACUAAAGAUGAACAGCUUUAGUUCAUUUGUCUUUCUUGGCUUAAAAAAAAAAUGGUAGGAAGGAAAAGGAUCUUAGGGUAAAACACUCAAGUUAUUCAGUAAUUUUAUAAGUCUUUAUUUUUCUUUGACCAUGAAAUCAGCCCUAGGGUGCUUUUUAAAGUAGGGAAGUUUUGUUAAAUCUCCAAGGAUAGAAGGAAAACACUACAACAUUAUAUAUAAAUGCAAAAUUAAGACUGUGAGGUAGAUUUUAUGAUAUUUUUUCAAAACCUAAUCUAGAUACCUAUUUUAAUAUUGUGACAUUUGCAUCCCUUCUCAGUUUAUUAACAAUAGGAGAGAUUUAUUUAAGACAUAGCAGAGACAAUGAUUCUCAAACGAAUACUCCUAGAUGUAUUUUGUCUUGCACAAUUACUGUUAAGAUUUUUCAGUUUAGGAUUUGGAAGAAAUAAUACCUUUCAGAAAAACAUAUUUUUUAAAUGCUGAAAAACUGGCAACCCAGAUAGAACAUGCCCCACAUACAUACAUUUCACAUUUAUGAUAGAAUAGUGAAGAGAUAUUACAACAUUCAUAUAAAACCUACAUUUAGGGUGACUUAGAGUGCUAGUUAAAACUGCUUAAGGAAAAUUUUAAUGGGAGUCAAGAACCAGGAGCCUCAGGUGAAUUCUCAGUGCUGGUACGUGACCAGCUGCGUGAACCUGAGCAAAUCAGUAUCUUCUCUUGUCACAAAAAAGGGAUGCGGAGGUAAAGUAGAGUUGCUCCAACAGCAUUAAGAUGAAGAUUCAGUGAAGUUUUGGACACUUACUGCUGUUUCAGCUGACUUGCAUCUUUGCACCCUUUCGGCUCUAAGAGCCAAUGGGAGCUAUAGGGGAAGGCAAGUGAUCCUCUCUCCUGCCGUGGCAGCUGGGGCAGUAUGUACGUUACAUACACUAGGCCAUUAAAGACUGUUACCUGGGACUUUGAGCAUUAGGCAGCAAUAGAAAUGGGACAGUCAAUAAUUUUAAGGUUAUGGAGAAAAAAAGAGAGUCCAGUGACGACGGAACAGCCAGGUAUUCACAGUUGCCUUUCAGCAAGGCUGUUUAGGUGGCUUAAUCUCCUGGGCGAUGUUCUCAACUAACUAACCACUAAGUUUCUGCCUCUUGUUGUGUUUCUAGUGUCUUUCUAAUAAAUCUUUCUUUUUCUGAUUAAGUUCAUUUCUGUCUUGUUAUUUUGUUGCUCUGGUGGUCGUUAUUCAGGUUUGCACAAUUUUUAAAUUGCUAAAACCAGAAAUUGCCAGAGAGAUUGGCUCACUGGGACAAAGAUUCAGAUCCAUGCAGACAAUGCCAAGUGCUCCUGUAAAUCUCUUGCAAGAUUGUGGUAUGAUUUAAAUAAGAUGUUGCAUAUUGGAGUGCUGUGGGUCCUUGAAAGUUCGAUGCAUGUAUAAUUGUUAUUCCUGGAGGUUGUAAUGAGUGGAAUAUCGAUGGGAUUAAUAUGGCUGUGGGUACACUGGAAUUCAGAGUGUCAAAGGCCACUGGAUUUGGUAAUGGUUCUGGUCCUUGUAGUGGAGAAUCCAUUUUCCUUUUGCUGAUAUCUAUGUAGCAGGUAAAACGCCUUUUAGAUCAUAGAUAUUUUGGACUGUGCUUAUUUUUAGUGUACCUAAGAUCUCUAUAGGUAUAGGACAUUAAAGCAGAUGGAGUAUGGUAUGUAGUAGGUUUGCAAAUGAAGGAGACUAAUCGUACUUCCGCUGUAGAGCAGGCACUGUAAUCUGUUUUUUUCUCGUUUGAUGUUACUUCCUCUUAUUUUAUAGACGAGGAAAUCCUCAUGAGAGGAAGUCUUAGUACCUUGUCAAGUAUCAAUUAACUAUUAUAAGGGAGAUUGAACAUUCACAUCCAGGGCUUUUAUAUUUCAAAACCCUGGUUCUUUCCAUUAUAGCAUGCUAGGAUCAUGAGAAAAUAAAGAAGUGGAAGAAAGACCAGAGAAAGGAGUAGGAAUUGCCUAGGAAAAUAAACAACCAUCAGGUUCCAGAGAGAGGUUAUUAGAAAUCUAGAGUUCAGACAAAGAAUCAUAAAAUUGCAAGAUUAGAAUGGACCUUAGAGAAGUAGAGCUCACCACCCUCUCCAGCUCAUCUCUCUCUCCAACAUCUCCAAGUGGUCACCCAGCCACUUCCCGCUACAAUGAUGGGGAGUGUCUUACUGCAGAAGACAAUCUGUUCCAUCUGUGUUUAGCUCUGGCCACAAGGAAAUUAUUCCCUUUGAACCCCAGGAUUUCCUUUGGCUCCAAGUUUACAAAGCAAUAAUUAGCACUUUGAGUUGGGAAAGCUAGGCAGCAAAGUGGUUAUGAACCCCAGCUCUAGAAUACAAUUGCCUUCCUUUGAACUUGAAAUGGCCUUUCUCAGCUUAUCAGCUGUGUCCUUUUCUCAUCCGAACAUGGUGGCCACCUCACAGUGUUGAUAUGAGAGUCAGAUGAGGUAAAGCAUUUUUGGCAUAGUCACUGUCAUGUAUAGUAAGACUUUUUAAUAAGGUUUUAUAUAUAAAGUCUGAUUGUUAUUAUUUUCCAUAACUCUACGAGGUAGAAAUUAUUAUUCACACUUUCUAGAUCUUAGAAACUGAGGGACCUGACUGAUGGUCACAGAAAAAGCAAGCAGGGCUGGGCAUGGUGGCUCAAGCCCGUAAUCCCAGCGCUUUGGGAGGCCAAGGCGGGUGGAUCACCUGAGGUCAGGAGUUUGAUACUAGCCCAGCCAACAUGGUGAAACCCUGUCUCUACAAAAAAUAGAAAAAUUAGCUGGUCAUGGUGGUGCACACCAUAGUGGAGCUGAGAUCGCACCACUGCACUCCAGCCUGGGUGACACAGUGAGACUGUCAAAAACAAAACAAAACAAAACAAAAAAAACCAGAAGCCCCCUGGAGUUCAAGGGCAAAUGAUUCAACUUCUGCUCUUCCCCUUUUAACACUUCCUGCUGUUCCUCCUUUACUUUGAAUGGAGAGAGGCUACUGCCUGCCAACUGGAGUAACUAAGACAAAAUAACAGUCUGCAGGUGUGGCUAGGGACACGCACAUCCCUGCCAAUUUCAGGCUAAAUUCAACAUUUCCACUCUUCAAGUUGCUGUACCUUCCUCUUUUCUUUCUCCUAAAGAGGGAUUUUCAUUUGAAACUGUUAUUUCCGUCAUUUGUAUUCUCCGCUCAUCAGCACAUGGAUUAGUUGUAACUUCAUGUAGUUGUUUUGAAUAGCUGAUACAAAAAGUCUUUUGGGGGAGUAGAACUUUGUUUUUCAGUAUAUACAUGUAAGCUUGGUAUGUGGUUAAGUUUUUUCUGCCACCAUUUAAGUGACUUCUGGACCCUUUCAUGAUCAGGUAAGAUAUACUUUAUAUUAGUGAAUGUUAAUCUCUGACCUCUGGAUAUUUUUACACAAGUUCAUGCCAGAGGCACAAAUUUCCAUCCUUGUUCUAUUUUUCCAUUCUCCAUUUCUAUUGUUACAUUCUGACAGCCUGCCACCGGAGUCCAAAUCUUGAUUCUGUUGCAAGCUGGGUUACCUUGAGUAACCCACAUUAAUUUCUAGCCCAAGAUUAUCCAUCUGCAAAUUUACAGCAAUAUUUCUAUGUUCAUCUGGGUCAUUCUAAGUCAGGUUUUCCCAACCUUAACACAGAUGACAUGUGACGGUGGCAGGGGAGGGGGCUGUCCUGUGCACUUUAGGAUGUUUAACAACCUCUCUGGCCUCUACCCACUAGACGCCAGCAGUAACUUCCUCCAAGCUGUGACAAUCAAAAAUGUCAAGUGUCCCCUGGGGGCUAACUCAUCCCCGAUUGAGAAAUACUGUUCUAAGGUGAAACACUGUUUCAUGUUGAAGGGCUGCUGUAAGCCAUAGAGCUAUAAGAUAACUACUAGAUAUUUUAUUAAAUAUCUGCUUUACGUAAAGCACUGUGCGAAUGCUAUGGAGAAAAGGAGGAAGUAAUCAUGUAUAAGGGUAUCCUUGCUUCCCAGCAGCUAUGGUGGGGGGAAGUGAUACAGGUAGAAUUUGAUAAAUCUGUAAGAUUCAGGAGGUAUUUCAAACACAAGGCAUUUGACAUUUGAGUUGCAUCUUGCCAGGAAUGGUAGCCAUGAAAAGGACUCAAAGGAAAGGGUGCUUGCUUUCUAGUUUUUUAAUGGGCUGGCAGUCAGAAAAUGGAAAUGAGUGAAGUAGGCCUUGAAUGCCUGUGACACAACUGGAGAUGGUAGGAGCCACCUAAGAGAAACAGUUGCUGUUCAAUGGAAGCCACUUGUUGGCAGCAGGAAUGUUAGUCUGGAGAUGCCACAUCUACUAGUUUUUCUAAAGAUGUUGGAAAUCCAGAUUUUUAUAAGAUGUAAAAUUUCCUGAAUUUUAAACAUUAGCUCAAUUUAAAACAACAACAUGUGUGAGUCAAACAAAACACCUGUGCAGGUUAAAUUAGGUUGCCAGUUUGCAGUUUCUGUUCCAGAUAAUCUUUUUAGGAGGGAUUCUCUAAUCCUGUCUCUUAAAAAACAAUUGGAGGAAAAGUUAAAUUGAUAUGUUCCUUCAUACUUUAUACAAUUCAUUUCCAUCCAUGUUUUACUUUCUCUGUUUGAACCUUAGCUAUCAAGAUAAAGUUUAGAUCUGAAGUGUUGCUCUAAAUAAAAUAACAUUUUGGAAACUGUGAACAUCCCUCAGUUAAGAAUUCUCCAGGGUCUUCAGCUAAAAGUGAAACCUGGAAUGGUUGCCAGCGAAUGCUUUUUGUGGCCUUGGAAAUUCAGAGUGAUUUAUCACUUGUUGGUAAUAACUGGAGGCCUCUAUAUACAAGAAGGGAGUUAAAGGUAAAGAGGCCAAAAAUAACAAGUCUAACCAUAUGGCUUUUUUCAAGAGGUGUCCAUAUGGCUAUCUAGUUAAAAAGGACUCUUGCCAGCUUGACUGUGAGUUUUCUUUUUUGUAGCUUGAUAUAAACGUCUUUUAGCUUUAACAUUGUAGGAAGGAAUUCCUAGGUUUCACUUCUAGGUUUUGAAAAACUGAACUGGGCAGUGGGGGAGGAAUGUAGUUGUAGGCAGCUGAGCUAGAUGCAUAGUUGACCAUAGGAUCAUUGGUAUUUACCACAGCAGCAAAGCUAUGUGAUAACUCCUAUUUAUAUUCUUUUUAGUCUCCAGCAGUAGUUCAGCUUUUUAUGAUGGUGUCAGAGUUCCAAGUCUGACAGUCUAGCUCAGUGUGCCUUCUUGUUCUCAAGAAUGGAACAUGCAAUACUUUGUCAAAUGCGUUGGUGAAAUCAAGCGGAUAUUCAACUCCUUUGUUUACACUGAGAAAAUCUCAAAUGGAGAAAGUGAAGUACAGCAGCUAGCCAAAAAAAUCCGAGAGAAGUUCAACCGUUACUUGGAUGUGGUCAAUCGGAACAAGCAAGUUGUAGAAGCAUCCUAUACGGCUCACCUAACCUCUCCCCUAACUGCGAUUCAAGACUGCUGUACUAUCCCACCUUCCAUGAUGGAAUUCGAUGGGAACUUUAAUACCAAUGUGUCUAGAACAAUUAGUUGUGAUCGACUUUCUACUACUGUUAAUAGCCGGGCCUUCAAUCCAGGACGAGACUUAAAUUCAGUUCUUGCAGACAACCUGAAAUCCAACCCUGGAAUUAAGUGGCAAUAUUUCAGUUCAGAAGAAGGAAUUUUCACUGUUUUCCCAGCACACAAGUUCCGGUGUAAGGGCAGCUACGAACACCGCAGUAGACCCAUCUACGUCUCUACAGUCCGGCCGCAGUCAAAGCACAUAGUAGUGAUUCUGGACCACGGGGCUUCAGUCACAGACACUCAGCUUCAGAUUGCCAAGGACGCUGCUCAGGUCAUCCUCAGCGCCAUCGACGAACAUGACAAGAUUUCUGUGUUAACUGUGGCGGAUACCGUCCGGACUUGCUCACUAGACCAGUGCUAUAAGACCUUCUUGUCUCCAGCCACCAGUGAGACAAAAAGGAAAAUGUCUACCUUUGUUAGCAGCGUGAAGUCUUCAGACAGUCCUACCCAGCACGCAGUGGGAUUCCAAAAGGCAUUUCAGCUGAUUCGAAGCACAAACAAUAACACAAAGUUCCAAGCAAAUACAGACAUGGUCAUCAUUUACCUGUCAGCUGGCAUUACAUCAAAGGACUCUUCGGAAGAAGAUAAAAAAGCGACUCUCCGAGUCAUCAAUGAAGAAAAUAGCUUUCUAAACAACUCCGUAAUGAUUCUCACCUAUGCCCUCAUGAACGAUGGGGUGACUGGUUUGAAAGAGCUGGCUUUUCUGAGGGAUCUAGCUGAACAGAAUUCAGGGAAGUACGGUGUGCCAGACCGGACGGCCUUGCCUGUGAUUAAGGGCAGCAUGAUGGUGCUGAACCAGUUGAGCAACCUGGAGACCACAGUGGGCAGGUUCUACACAAACCUUCCCAACCGGAUGAUUGAUGAAGCCGUCUUCAGCCUCCCCUUCUCUGAUGAGAUGGGAGAUGGUUUGAUAAUGACUGUGAGUAAACCCUGUUAUUUUGGAAACCUACUUCUGGGAAUUGUAGGUGUGGACGUGAAUCUGGCUUACAUUCUUGAAGACGUGACGUAUUACCAAGACUCUUUGGCUUCCUAUACUUUUCUCAUAGAUGACAAAGGAUAUACACUUAUGCACCCAUCUCUUACCAGGCCAUAUUUAUUGUCAGAGCCCCCACUUCAUACUGACAUCAUACAUUAUGAAAAUAUUCCAAAAUUUGAAUUAGUUCGGCAAAAUAUCCUAAGCCUCCCUCUGGGCAGCCAGAUUAUCGCAGUCCCUGUGAACUCAUCCCUGUCUUGGCACAUAAAUAAGCUGAGAGAAACUGGAAAGGAAGCCUACAAUGUUAGCUAUGCCUGGAAGAUGGUACAAGACACUUCCUUUAUUCUGUGUAUUGUGGUGAUACAACCAGAAAUACCUGUGAAACAACUGAAGAACCUCAACACUGUUCCCAGCAGCAAGCUGCUGUACCACCGGCUGGAUCUCCUGGGCCAGCCCAGUGCUUGCCUCCACUUCAAACAGCUGGCAACCCUAGAAAGUCCCACCGUCAUGCUGUCUGCUGGCAGCUUUUCCUCCCCCUAUGAGCAUCUCAGCCAGCCAGAGACAAAGCGCAUGGUAGAGCACUACACCGCCUAUCUCAGCGACAACACCCGCCUCAUUGCUAACCCGGGCCUGAAAUUCUCUGUCAGAAAUGAAGUAAUGGCUACCAGCCACGUCACAGAUGAAUGGAUGACACAAAUGGAAAUGAGUAGCCUGAACACUUACAUUGUCCGCCGUUACAUAGCAACGCCCAAUGGCGUCCUCAGAAUUUAUCCUGGUUCCCUCAUGGACAAAGCAUUUGAUCCCACUAGGAGACAAUGGUAUCUCCAUGCAGUAGCUAAUCCAGGGUUGAUUUCUUUGACUGGUCCUUACUUAGAUGUUGGAGGAGCUGGUUAUGUUGUGACAAUCAGUCACACAAUUCAUUCAUCCAGUACACAGCUGUCUUCUGGGCACACUGUGGCUGUGAUGGGCAUUGACUUCACACUCAGGUACUUCUACAAAGUUCUGAUGGACCUAUUACCAGUGUGUAACCAAGAUGGUGGCAACAAAAUAAGGUGCUUCAUAAUGGAGGACAGGGGUUAUCUGGUGGCGCACCCGACUCUCAUCGACCCCAAAGGACAUGCACCUGUGGAGCAGCAGCACAUCACCCACAAGGAGCCCCUGGUAGCAAAUGAUAUCCUCAACCACCCCAACUUUGUAAAGAAAAACCUGUGCAACAGCUUCAGUGACAGAACGGUCCAGAGGUUUUAUAAAUUCAACACCAGCCUUGCGGGGGAUUUGACGAACCUUGUGCAUGGCAGCCACUGUUCCAAAUACAGAUUAGCAAGGAUCCCAGGAACCAACGCGUUUGUUGGCAUUGUCAAUGAAACCUGCGACUCUCUUGCCUUCUGUGCCUGCAGCAUGGUGGACCGACUCUGUCUCAACUGUCACCGAAUGGAACAAAAUGAAUGUGAAUGUCCUUGUGAGUGCCCUCUAGAGGUCAAUGAGUGCACUGGCAACCUCACCAAUGCAGAGAACCGAAACCCAAGCUGCGAGGUCCACCAGGAGCCGGUGACAUACACAGCUAUUGAUCCUGGCCUGCAAGAUGCUCUUCACCAGUGUGUCAACAGCAGGUGCAGUCAGAGGCUGGAAAGUGGGGACUGUUUUGGGGUGCUGGAUUGUGAAUGGUGCAUGGUGGACAGUGAUGGAAAGACUCACCUGGACAAAUCCUACUGUGCCCCCCAGAAAGAAUGCUUCGGGGGGAUUGUGGGAGCCAAAAGUCCCUACGUUGAUGACAUGGGAGCAAUAGGUGAUGAGGUGAUCACAUUAAACAUGAUUAAAAGCGCCCCUGUGGGUCCUGUGGCUGGAGGGAUCAUGGGAUGCAUCAUGGUCUUGGUCCUGGCGGUGUACGCCUACCGCCACCAGAUUCAUCGCCGGAGCCAUCAGCAUAUGUCUCCUCUUGCUGCCCAAGAAAUGUCAGUGCGUAUGUCCAACCUGGAGAAUGACAGAGAUGAAAGGGACGACGACAGCCACGAAGACAGAGGCAUCAUCAGCAACACUCGGUUUAUAGCUGCGGUCAUCGAACGACAUGCACACAGUCCAGAAAGAAGGCGCCGCUACUGGGGUCGAUCAGGAACAGAAAGUGAUCAUGGUUACAGCACCAUGAGCCCACAGGAGGACAGUGAAAAUCCUCCAUGCAACAAUGACCCCUUGUCAGCUGGGGUCGAUGUGGGAAACCAUGAUGAGGACUUAGACCUGGAUACCCCCCCUCAGACUGCUGCCCUACUAAGUCACAAGUUCCACCACUACCGGUCACACCACCCUACACUUCAUCAUAGCCACCACUUACAGGCGGCUGUCACGGUACACACUGUCGAUGCAGAAUGCUAACAAUCUCCUCACCUCCACUCCAAGACGAGAUCUGGGAGCUACAGAAUGUUCUGGAAAGAAAAAGAACCAGCUUAAAACCCACAGCAAGAGACCUCCCUUGUGUUUGUGCUUUGUGCAGAGUUGUUUGAGUCAUUUCCUCCUGCCUGUCGACAUGGUUAAAAACAAGAGAAACAACAACACAGUCACAUUUGUGAAGACCUGAGGCUGGUUCUGAAAUGGAGGGGAAAUAAGCCUGAUGAACGAACCUGCCAUAACACUAAUGGAAGGGAACAGAAGGCAAACCUCCAAACACAGACGGAACCUGCAAGUGAAGCUGAGCCAGAGGAAUGUUCCGAAGAGCCAGAAGCAUUCAGCUCUCCUUAACUGGAAGAGAGAAAAAUCUGCUCACCCAGAGACUGGAAUGUGGCACAUGCAGAUACAAAUGUGUGCAUUGAAGAUUUCGCUUUGUUUCUUAGCGGUACCUGGAUACCACAGUUGCUGUAUGGAGCUCAUGUUAUGCUCUAAACGAUGCAUCUCAAAAUUUCUAAGUAAAGGAUUAUUUUUCUACUAUUUAUUGAACUUUCAAACAUUCUCAAACUUUGGGGAAAAGGAAAGGAAACACAGGAGAAGUUUUCAGCAGUUGCCCCGAGCUGUUUUGUGUGUAAUGAAGUGGUUCUUUGAUUAAGGAGCUCUAUUUCUUAUUUAACUGAUAUCCCACUGCCCCACUCCACAAAAUAGGAAAAUGAAGAAAUCUUUCUCUCUGACUUGUUUACAUCAUUUCACGGAAACACAUCUUUAUUUGUAAUGCAGUAUUCUUUCUCUGUGUUUAACAGAGAUGGGGAGGGGCAGAGGAAUCUAAAAGGUUUUAAAAGAAAUGUUAUGUUUCUUAUGACUUGUUUCCACUCCUCGUACAAUGCUAUUCUUAGGUUUCUUCGAAACCUAAUGUUAGAACCACAUCCUUUCAGCUAAGGGAGGGUUGGAUUUAUUUUCCUUGUUUUAGAGACUACAAAUUUUUAAAUGUCCCAUUUUGACUGAGAAUAUUGACAUAUAAGGGAAGAAGUUUUCUAAAUUGUGAAAGUCUGGUUCUUAAUUAAAGAAUUUUUUUUUUUAAUAUCAUGGUUAAAAGCUGCUGCCAGUUAGCCAAGACAUUAUCCACCAAAUUGCUUUGUGAUUUAUACAGGGAUUAAUCAAAUCUGGCUACUAUAACAUGGGGCAUUGUAACUUUAAAGUAGUGUUUUAAUUACAGUGAUGUAUUUUAGACUCACAUUUUGUGAUUCAAAUAUGUUAUAAAGACAUUCUUGCACUGUGGUAAAGAAUGUGUGUGGUAAAUCUCCGUUUAUAUGUAGUUGGAAAAAAUUCACUGAAUAAUGUUUUAAUGAUAGGGUAUUAUGAUACAGUGUAAAAAAACAAUUGGUUCUUCAGCAGUACAGAAAGUAAACUAUAUAUGUGCUAUCAGGAAACCCCUUCAUACUGUGUAUAAAAUUGCAAUCUAGUGAAAUAAACUGUAUGCAACA